Messenger RNA from Sceloporus undulatus (fence lizard), 3859 nucleotides. It is a transcript of the gene SUPT7L, whose product is annotated as SPT7 like, STAGA complex subunit gamma. NCBI's taxonomy places the organism in Eukaryota, Metazoa, Chordata, Lepidosauria, Squamata, Phrynosomatidae. The transcript has 5 exons. The record is from RefSeq and is a predicted model, not a curated record. Gene Ontology annotation, molecular function: transcription coactivator activity; protein heterodimerization activity. Gene Ontology annotation, cellular component: SAGA complex. The coding region runs from base 361 to 1602 and encodes 413 amino acids.
GCUGGUCCUCUUCCUUCGCCUGCUUCUCUCCGGGAGCAGCUGAGGCGGAAAUGGGGGAGAGGACGACAGUAAGGGGAGAACCGCCAUGGAGGCUGCUGAAGGGGCGGUGAGGAUAAAACUGUCGAAAGAAUAUUUGGCUACCUAUCUUAUGAGGAAUGCUUUACUAAAUGGGGCUUCCUCUUGUGAAUGAGAACUGUGGACAGCAUAACUUUGAAAUCCUCCCCUCCCCUGUUCCUCAUCUUUCUAACUAGGUCAAAAAGUCCAUUUCCUUGUUUAAGGAAACCGCAGUGGAUCUCAGAAGAGAUGUUUUUUGCCAUCUGAAUUGUUUUAGUGGAAAUUGUUACACCAGCCAACAAAAAGAUGAUGCGUUACUGGGGUGAGAUCCCAAUCUCCUCCAGCCAGGCCAACCGCAGCUCUUUUGACUUGCUUCAGCGAGAGUUUCGUACUGUGGAGGUCCAGGAUCCUCCAUUGCAUCAGCCUUCAGCCAACAAGCCGAGGCCCACUACUAUGCUGGACAUUCCUUCGGAGCCCUGUAGCCUCACCAUUCACACCAUCCAGCUGAUCCAGCACAAUAGAAAGCUGCGUAGCCUCAUUGCCAUGGCUCAGACUCAGAACCAACAACAAGUGGAGGGCAUUAAGAUGGAAGAAAGUGAGCCUUUGCCUACCUGUCCGGGCUCCCCACCUAUCCCUGAUGACUUACUUCCACUUGAUAGCAAAACACCCAAGAUGCCAUUUCAGUUGAGGCACAGUGAUCCAGAAAGUGACUUUUACAGAGGCAAAGGAGAGCCAGUAACUGAGUUAAGUUGGACCUCCUGCCGCCAGCUUCUCUACCAGUCCGUAGCCACGAUUUUGGCUCACGCAGGCUUUGAAUGUGCAAAUGAGAGCGUCUUAGAGACUCUGACAGACAUUGCUCAUGAGUACUGCUUGAAGUUUACGAAGCUGCUGCGUUUUGCUGUGGACCGAGAAGCUCGGCUAGGGCAGACGCCUUUCCCAGAUGUCAUGGAACAGGUCUUCCAUGAAGUGGGCAUUGGAAGUGUGCUCUCUCUGCAGAAGUUCUGGCAACACCGGAUUAAAGAUUAUCAUAGUUAUAUGCUACAGAUCAGCAAGCAGCUCUCUGAAGAGUAUGAAAAGCUUGUCAACCCUGAGAAGGCAGCAGAAGAUAUGAAACCUGUGAAAAUCAAGGAGGAACCAGUCAGUGACAUCACAUUUCCCAUGAGUGAAGAACUGGAGGGGGAUUUAGCCUCUGGAGACCAGUCUUUGCCUGUGGGAGUGCUUGGAGCCCAGAGUGAGCGUUUUUCAGCCAACCUGGAAGCAGAGACAUCACCACAGACAUCAGGUGGUGAGGUGAAUACUUCCCCACUUUGGAACUUGGCUCCAGUGAAAAUGGAGCCACAAGAGAGCGAGGAAGGCAACGUCCAUGGCCAUCAUGGAGUCCUGAGCAGUGAUGUGUUUGAGGAGCCCAUGUCAGGCAUGAGUGAAGCAGGCAUGCCACAGAGCCCAAAUGGCUCUGAAAGCAGUUACGGUUCUCAUUCCCCUGACAGCCUGAUGGGAUCUUCACCAGUCUUCAACCAACGCAGCAAGAAGAAGAUGAAGAAGAUGUGAACUUUGAUCUGUGGAUGAUGAUGGGAGAACUGAUUUCACAAAGAACCUGGUAGCACAUAGGAUUCUGAUCAACAGAACAAGCAGUUUUGGAUUUCCAUGCAGUCUUUUGUCUUUCCUAUCUCUUUCUCUGUGCUCAUUACUUAUUAAAAGACCAGAUAGUUUUUAAUAGAAUAGCAUCCGUGCACACACACAUCAUAGGAUGGUUUUGCAAAAAGACUAGUUUGGGUGGCUGUUUAUGGUGAAAGGCAAUAGCUUUCCUAUCACCUUUCCUAACACAAACUGGUGGUGAAAGAGUGCAUAAGCAUAAAAAAAAAAAUUGAACUGGAGUGUAAGGAAUUUUGUAUUUCUAAUGCCAUACAUUUAUAUUUUGAAAGAAUAUACUUUCAGCACAAUAUUUUUGUUUGCCUGUAUCAGAGGUGGGGAAACCAUUGCCUUAUAGCAGUUGCUAUAAUUGCUGGUUAUUUGUACAAGUUAACUUUAUUUUAUAAAUGUUGCAUAUUUAAUUUUUCUUCAGCUAAUCAUGUGGAAAGACAAUGGUGCAGUUGCAGCGAAUUGCAAAAUUGACCCUGCCUGCAUAUGUGUCUGUUUCAACUGAAUGCCCUCUUUGCUUUUUGUACCAAUUUAAUCUGUGCUUACAGAUUUUAAAGGUAUUGACUGUUCAUUGUUGAGAGCUAGCCUUAAAAGAUAAAACUCUUGGUGGACUUCAGAAAUUGUUUAUUUUUAUUUCCUUUAAUUUUUCCCCAUUUUCUCUGCUCUUUCAAGAAAUAGCUUACUGUUGUUAGUUUAUUACAUUAAUACUGUUUUUAAAAGUAUUUUCUGAAAGGGAGGCAUACUACAUAUUUAACAUUCAUCAAAGUCAAUAAUAUUGUCAGUUGAAAAUUUGAGUUCCUUUGUUGGUAACAGUGUGCAGUUUAAAAGUAUGGGCAUACAUUUUUUUUUUUGGGAAACUUUUAAACAUCCAGUGUGCUUGUAAUAUAUAAUAUGAUCUGAGGUGUGUGCGCAUAAGUCCCUUCAAAUCACCUGUUGAUUUAUGGCAACCCCAUAAAUUUUAUAGGAUUUUCUUAGGCAAAGAAUACUCAGUUGUGGUUUUGCCAGUUCCUCCCUCUUGAGGUAUUCCCUACAGCACCUGGUAUUUGUUGGUGAUCUCCCAUACUUAGCUUCCAGAAUCAAAUGCCUUUAGGAUAUUUAGGUUCUAAAAAAAGGUUUAUGGCAGUAGCACAGGCCCCUGGGAAUUUCCUAUUGCCCAUCAUGUCCCUACCUAGGUUUUAAAAUCAGAGCUUGGUCUUAUUUUGGAAAUGGGGCAAGAGAUCCUAUGACUUGUAAUUUCAUAAAAAUAUUUAUAACUAUAUGUUAUAUCUAUAAUGUAUAGAUAUAAAAAAGACAACGUGGACAUUCAGCAUACAUAUUCCUCUUGUGCCAAACUUAAUGUUAGAUCAGUACUUUAAAAUAUUAAUUUUCAAAGUUGAAAUAUUAAAUCCACUUUAAAUCAAACUCCAAAAUUAAAUAUUUCUGCAAACUAAAAUUCAAGUAUCAUACUUUCAAAAAUAUGUCCAAAUGAAAAUUCAGUUUUUAAAUUUAAGUUCAAACAUACACUUAAAUCCAAAUCCAAACACUAUUCCUGCUGGUGUAAUUGAAGGUAUUACUUCUACCAUCCAUGACCAAACUUUCCUCCAUUUUUGUUAUUCUUUUCCCAUUGACAGAAUGGGACAAAGAUUAUCUGAUGUUUUUACAUUAUUCAAACUAAGUGGCUUAAGUUCUUUUCACUUUAAAUACAGGGUUUGUAGUAGAUAAAUUGUCUUAAUAGCAGUCCAUGAAGUCCACCAAAAAGUACUAACUCUUUAUGUUAAUAUAUUUCACCAGACCAUUUAUGUUCCUAUUAAGUCUGUUUAGCUGUAUUCCUGAAACAAUUGAGUCCCAAUGUUGCUGUUUCUAAUUUGGCUGGUUCAUUGCUAAGACAUUACAGUUUGCUUUGCCUUUUUUGAAAGAUUGCCUUUUACAAAAUGUUGUACAAUUUUUAAAAAAAUAUUCUCUGGUUUGUUCUGUCUCUUUUUGACAAGACUAAUGACAAGGCUGGCUGGUGGAUUUGUGGAGUGGUAGUUCACAAAGCCGACUUGCUCAAAUUGUGUUUAAAAUGUGGUUAAUUAAAAACAGAACUUAAAAAUCAUUAUCAUGCUACCUAGUCAAGUAUUUUUUUGUAAAUGGCAAAGUAUCAUUUCAUGAAAGCAAUAAAUGUGCCUCUGGGACAUGGUUGACACAG